UUUUUUCAUUCAUCGCUCAACAACCUCCUCUUCAGUCCAUUGCCUUUCGUCUCGUUGCAAAUCACGCCAAUCGCACAGUACCCCUCUCUAUCCUAUACGCAUAAAUCGCCAUCAUGGUCGGAGUUGGCGCGAAGAAGCCCCCUUCCCGCAGAGGAUCCACUGCCGAUCUUCCCAAGAGCUUGGUCUCUCAGAUCGAAAGGCUCGAAGAGCUGUUCACCGUGCCGGCUGAGAAGCUCAAGGAGAUCACCAACCACUUCGUCUCGGAGCUCGAGAGGGGCUUGCGCGAGGAGAAUUCAACUAUUCCCAUGAACGCGACCUGGUGUAUGGAAUUCCCAGACGGUCAUGAAACAGGCACUUUCCUCGCCCUCGACAUGGGUGGCACCAACCUCCGCGUCUGCGAAGUCACCCUUACCAAGGAAAAGGGCGAGUUUGACAUCAUACAAUCCAAAUACCGCAUGCCCGAGGAGCUCAAGACAGGCACCGCAGAUGAAUUGUGGGGAUAUGUAGCGGACUGCUUGCAGCAAUUCGUCGAGUACCACCACGGAACAGAGCAGGUCGAGCAGCUGCCUCUUGGUUUCACCUUCUCCUACCCGGCCACCCAGGAAUACAUUGACCACGGCAUCUUGCAGCGCUGGACCAAGGGAUUCGAUAUCGAUGGCGUCGAAGGCAAGGACGUGGUCCCUCCCUUUGAGGCAGCGCUCAAAGAACGUGGUGUACCGAUCAAGUUGACCGCUCUCGUGAAUGAUACCACGGGAACCAUGAUCGCAUCCGCCUACACCGAUCCCCUCAUGAAGAUUGGCUGCAUUUUCGGCACUGGCUGCAACGCCGCAUACAUGGAGAACUGCGGCUCCAUCCCCAAGCUGGCUCACAUGAACCUGGACCCCAACCUGCCCAUGGCCAUCAACUGCGAAUACGGUGCGUUUGAUAGCGAGCACAAAGUUCUCCCUCGCACGCCGUUCGAUAUCAUCAUCGAUAAGGAAUCCCCUCGCCCGGAUCAGCAGGCAUUCGAGAAGAUGAUCGCUGGCUUGUACCUGGGUGAGAUUUUCCGCCUGGUCUUGCUCGAUCUCCACCAACAGCCAGAAUGCCACAUGUUUGAGGGGCAAGAUGUCUCCAAGCUCAAGAAGGCCUACUCUCUCGACGCAGGCUUCCUAGCCGCCAUCGAGGAAGACCCAUUUGAGAACUUGUCCGAGACCCAAGACCUGGUCCUCAAAACACUUUCCCUCACUUGCACAAAACAGGAGCUUGAACUCAUUCGCCGCCUCGCCGAGCUGAUCGGCAUCCGCGCCGCUCGGCUAUCGGCUUGCGGAGUGGCUGCAAUCUGCAAAAAGAAAGGCUGGACUACCUGCCAUGUUGGCGCUGAUGGCUCCGUCUUCAACAAGUACCCACACUUCAAGGUCAGAGGUGCUCAAGCCCUCAAGGAGAUUCUCGACUGGCCAGAAGAGAAGGGCAAGGGCAAAGGCGACCCUGUCGAGCUGUUCCCUGCCGAAGAUGGAUCUGGUGUGGGUGCGGCUCUUAUCGCGGCUCUAACGCUCAAGCGAGUGGAGCGCGGCCAGAACGCGGGUAUUAGAGAUCCAGCGGCCAUGAAGGUAGCGGCCGCAACAGCCCAGAAGCUUCAAGCGAACAAAUAGACGCCACUGGAAAGUUUUGUAUGUAUCGCAAUGUAUUUGACUGUAGCUCUGUCUUAGAUAUGGAUCAAACAAUUGGAUUAUGAUUUGACUCAGAGAACAAACAUCACACCUUACUUUCUCGAUAACAAACGACAGCCUGAUCGAAGACACCCAUUGUCAGACAUGUCUCAGGUUUCACUAGAUCUAUUGAAGACGUUUUAUCUUCUGCUUUUCGUCGACAGUCACAACUUCACCCGGAGAUCAUCUUCGUCUCGUACUUACCAUUUCACUCCACCUCAGAGUAUCACAGCCCUCCCAUCUCACGACUUCAUCUAGAUUCCCGAGAACAAGACAUUUCGAACUGUAGCAACAAAUCUGAAAAGGUGUCAAGCUCCAACUCAAUCCUUCCAUCCUAGUAACAGCUUCAACCACGAUUUUCUCGAAGGAUAUCUACAAAUACUAUUCCAACUUCUCCUCUUGCAGAUCAUAUACACUAUCCUAACUCUGGGUACACCAAAACAACUUGUCCUCCCGUAUUUCACAUACCCGAUUCAGCACCAUGACAUCCAACAUGAGGUCAACUGUCAUCCGACUCCUGGCCACACUCACAAUCGUGCUCUCCGUCGCCGCCAUAAAAGACAUCCCAGAACUCCCUCUGACAACAUCAUGGUAUGAAUCCUCCGCGCUCGCCCUCGCCCACACCAUCCGUCUCCUCAUCCCCCCGGCAUUCUUUUGCUUCACCACCUGCAUCCUUGCCAUCCCACAUCUCCAUCAUACAACCGCCCUUUCUCAUCUCGCCACAAUCCCGGGUACAUUAUCCCGCGCCUGCAAAACCUUCCCCCUCCACCUUACCACUCGUAUCAACCGGCUCUACCAACACUACAAUAGCCCCUCUACUGAAAAUAUCUUACGCACCCACAUCGCACACCUCUCCCUCGCCCUCCAAGAAUCCAGCCUAAAAAUAUCAACCCUGCAAAACACACACACCACCGCCCUUUCCGCCCUCACGCGCGAA
Periconia digitata is the source of this 2622-nucleotide messenger RNA. The record is from the annotation of a GenBank genome assembly. NCBI's taxonomy places the organism in Eukaryota, Fungi, Ascomycota, Dothideomycetes, Pleosporales, Periconiaceae.